Molecule: messenger RNA, 1177 nt
Organism: Sphaerodactylus townsendi
Lineage: Eukaryota; Metazoa; Chordata; Lepidosauria; Squamata; Sphaerodactylidae
Gene: TINCR
Product: TINCR ubiquitin domain containing
Exons: 4
Coding region: 5-268 (87 amino acids)
Molecular function (GO): protein binding
Source: RefSeq, a predicted model, not a curated record
AGGGAUGGACACUCUGAGGAGAAGCUUCUCCCGCUGGAAGAGGUACCACAUCAAGGUCCACCUGGGGGAGGACGACGUGCUGCUGCCCCUGACGGUGCGGCCCACUGACAACAUGAUGGACCUGCGGGCUUAUCUGGUGAAAGAGGGCGUCACCUCAUGGAAAAAGACUUUUUAUUACAAUGCCCGGCAGCUCGGGGAACACGAGACGGUGAAGGAUGCCAAAAUCCAGAACGGGUCGGUUCUCCUACUUGUCAAUGAUGAAAGAUAAUUCUCUCCGGAGCGGAGCCAAGGAAGGAUGUGAGAAAUGAAGAGAGGUGAUGAAGGCUGAAGGGAAGCAGAUGGGGAGGUUGGCAGCUCCGGCUUCACUCGGUGCCUAUUUCUCGGCGUGCUCCUUGCCACGUGCCAGCUUGGGCAGACAGACGUGGGCACUGAGGACCUUUUCCGCCAUAUUUUGAAGCAGCUGGGAUCUGUGAGGAGAGCGAAAGGAAGCAGAGAUCUCGUUGUUUUGAGUCCUGAGGCCAUGGAAUUCCAAAGGAGCUGUUCACAGGAGAUUUCGGACUGUCCCAUCAUCGAUAGCAGCAGGACAGCGCCAAGAGGGAGCUUUCAGUGUUCCAAAGCACAUUAUCUUGGUGUGAUCCACAAAACACCCCUGUAAGGUGAUGCUUUCCUUAGGAGUUUGAGGAGCUGCCCGGUAGGGUGCCAUCCUUCAGAAGGAAGAUUUUGUCUUUCUUGCAAGAAACAAAAAUCUCCAAUCCCCCAACGCUCUUAAGAAACAUUCAAAGGGCGAGGAGCAGGAGAGGCAGCUGCAGCGUGCAGGCUUCGGGCCUGCAAUCCGUGCCAGCUUCGUCAUGCAAAUUGGUGUUUUGACUGCGAGAGAUUCUCCAAAGGUCCGGUCCCUGCUGCUGCUGCGGUGUCUCUCCAACUGGCUACCUUGAUAAUAUCUACUCCUUGUGGUCACACCCUCUGUCUCUGUUGUGUGUGUGUGUGUGUGUGUGUGUGUGUGUGUGUGUGUGUGUGUGUGUGUGUGUGAAACCGCCUUCUUGCUCAAAGAUAAAAACAGGUCCAGGCAGGACGGUUUUGCCCAGCUGCCUGCUCAAAAAGAGGGAUUUCAGGCUACUGGGGUGUGAGAAGGGCGGGGUGGAGGGUUUCGGUCACAGCCAGUUUCGUUAGUGUUGUA